This is a messenger RNA of Guillardia theta CCMP2712, 1060 nucleotides long. RefSeq lists its product as hypothetical. The transcript has 7 exons. The coding region runs from base 62 to 1060 and encodes 332 amino acids. Gene Ontology annotation, biological process: retrograde vesicle-mediated transport, Golgi to endoplasmic reticulum. The record is from RefSeq and is a predicted model, not a curated record. NCBI's taxonomy places the organism in Eukaryota, Cryptophyceae, Pyrenomonadales, Geminigeraceae. Gene Ontology annotation, cellular component: Golgi apparatus; membrane.
AUUGCAGCUCAAGUCUUGUCUCAACAGCAGCUAGCCACUGAAGUAGGCGUGGUGUCUUAAGAUGGACCAUUCACCCAUAGUGCCUGCCACUUCAGCUGAGGUGUACUCCGCAUUGCUCAGUGCUCCCUCCGUUUCAAAAUUUUUUGCUGGUUUGACUCUGCUUCUAUACGUGUUGGCUCAACUUGUUCCCUCGCUUGAAAGUAUACUCGCUAUCAAAGCCACUAACACGUAUGGUGCACACUCUUACAUUUGGAAUGUGUUCACCGCUGGAUUCUUCAAUACGAACAUCGUUCUGGCUAUCUUGCUCGCGCUCACUUUCCUCAUCAUGGGUCGUUGGCUCGUGCCCUCCUGGGGUUCAGCUGAGUUCGUCAAAUAUAUUUUUUUUUCGAACCUGUGUGUUGGGCUGAGUGUGUUCAUCUCACAAAUCGUGUACUACAUGGCUUCAUUCAACUACAAAUUCCUUGAAAUGCCUAUCUCUGGCGGAAUCGGAAUCAUCGCUGCACUCAUCGUGACUAUCAAGCAGAAACUUCCUGAGGAACCCAUCAUCCUCUUUGGACAGCCAUUCAUGAAUUUUUGUGCCAAAGAUAUCCCAGGCAACUCCUUGAUACCGUUGCGAUGCAAGGAAGCUGAUAAGCUGACCCAAGGUGUCUUGAUCUGCUUCUCCGCCAUCCUUUCUAUACUUGAGUUGGCACCGGUUUUUCUGCAAUGCUGUUGUGGGACAUAUUUCGGUUGGUUGUAUCUGCGAUUCCUUCAGCGCACCAUCGAUGGCAUGAGAGGCGAUAUGAGCGAUCAUAUGGCCUUCAUCAUGUUUUUCCCGGUCGCUCUACGCCCUUUGAUGCAAGUCGUUUCCUCCUCAGCCUUCAAGAUGGUCUGUGGAAAGAGCGUACAGUCAAUGCUCGACGAUAUCCCAGCACGAUCGUCGGAGCUCCGACAGGCGUUGCCGCCAGGAGUUCUCAGAGGUGCUUGGGAUGGUGCGAUGGCUGCAGGAGCUCCACCUGUCAACGUCCCAGCUCCUCCGCUUCCUGGGUCAAACGUAGCUGACGCAGAGAGGAGGAGGUAA